UAGUUUCAGAUCAAGUCACCAGCUCUCUCCCACACACUCCCACUGUCUCUCUCUCUCUUUCUUCUCGUGCUCCAGUCGGCGUUCAGCGUCUGCCUGACUGGGAAGGUGUUAGCAUGAAAGGGAAGGAGAGCGGAGGAUUCGCGGCAGGGCACCGGCUCCCCAGACUUGGCAACUUUUGAGGAACUUCUUCUUUUGGUCGGCGCGAACCUCAGCCGCGAUGAACAAUACCAGCGCAUGCGACUUACUGACCGAGAUCCCGAAUGUCGGCAAACCUCUGGUGAGCAUCGUGAUGUUCCUGCUGGGCGUGCUGGGGAACCUCCUGGCCUUGGUCAUCCUCGGGGUGCACAGGAAGGAGCUGAGAGCCAAGUCGUCCGUCUUCCUCAUCUUGGUCACCGGGCUGCUUGUCACCGACCUGUUGGGAACCUGCUUCCUAAGUCCCAUCGUGUUCGUGGAGUACGCCAAGAAGAAGUCCAUGAUUGGUCUGGUUGGGGGCCGGACUCUGUGUAAUCUCUUCUCCACUGCCAUGAUCUUCUUCGGGCUGGCCCCCACCCUCAUCCUCUGUGCGAUGGCGGUGGAGCGCUGCCUCGCCAUUAGCUACCCUUAUUAUUACUCCCAGCACGUCAACCGAACCUACGCCAAGACUGUUCUGCCGGCGACCUACAUUUUCAGCUUUCUCUUCUGCAUCCUGCCCAUGCUCGAGUUCGGCGAACACAAGCAGUACUGCCCGGGCACCUGGUGCUUCGUCGACAUGAAGUCCAAGUACACCUCCGGGGUGGCGUUCUCCCUGCUCUACGCCAGCCUCAUCGCCUUCCUGAUCGUGGCCAUCCUGCUGUGCAACGCCUCGGUCAUCGUCAGCCUCUGCAAGAUGCACAAAGGCCAGAGGUCGAGGAGGGGUUCGGUGCUGUCCUCGCAGAAGAGGAGAAAGAGCAUGUUCGGGCAGCGGGAGGAGGAGGUGGAUCACCUCAUUCUGCUUGCCUUGAUGACCACCAUAUUCGGCAUCUGCUCCCUGCCGCUGACGAUCCGAGGGUUUGCCAAUGCCAUCAAACCCGACAACACUGACCUGAAGGAGCUCGUGGCUUUCCGCCUCUACUCCCUCAACUCCAUCUUGGAUCCCUGGCUGUUCAUCCUCUUUCAGAAGUCCAUGUUCCGGUUGGUUCAGCAGCUACUUUGCUGCUGUUUCUCCUCCUCCAUCGCCGACAACAACCUCCAAGACCCGUUAAAGCGACAGAGCAUUUCCCUGUGCUGACUCAUGGCGGAGGAAGGGAGGGACGGUCUGGGACAGGAGACGAUCAGAUGGGCCAGAUGAGCCGAAGAGAGCUGCUACCGUGGGCGCCCGCUUUGGGAUACUACCAGAAUUGUCACCGCCCAGAAGAUGGAGAGCAGUGGGCUCACAGCACGGGGAGAGACUCUCACUCAAGUCAGCCCAGACUGGCUUCAAUUGCUUUUAGCACACUUGAUGCCUUGGCAGGAGCAAACUUUGACACAAAUAAAAAAUAAGCAUCCCACUAUCUGUUGUUCCCAGUCCCUCAGCUUCACAAGUUAGCCAUGCAGCCAGAUUGAUCAGUGAAAUCCCAGGCUCGGCUGAGUGAUAAAGGGCAAAACCAUAAUGUUGACAGGAUUGCGGGUGGGACCACUCGAUGCUCUCGGCACACAGCUGCACAAUAUUACAACGCUCGAACCCUUCGUUACUGCUCAUGGUCUUAAAAAAAACCAGAGAACUUGGUGUUUUAAAGCAUUAGCUUCAACAGCAUGCUGUACAAAAAGAUUAAUGAAUAUUUAUAACAGUUGUGCAUCUUCUUAGCGAAACUUUUAAGUUUGUACAUAGUACUUAUGUCAGGGUAGCAGAGCUCCUCCCUGUGGUUGUAAAGGAGUACUGCAGCACACUGCUUGAUUAAGAGGCUGUGUCUGAUACGCAUAUUGCCUAUAAGUGAUUGUGGCCAUUUUUCGUUGUAACUUGUGUCGUGUACGGUGCUCUGCAAAAGUUUUUGCCGCACUUAUAUAGCUAGGGUGCCGAAGACUUUUGCACGGUCCUGCGUUUGUCAAGGUGGAGCGGAGAGUGAGUUUUGUAACUCUGGAGGGGACGAAGGAUGUUGGGAAUGGUGAGAGUGGACCAUCGCGGGAAGAGGUGUGGGACAGAUGCCGGAGAAGGGCGCCAGGGGCGGGGAGCAGGUGGCGCGGGUGCGGGCACACCCAGCCCUGAGACACCAGGCAAGGUCGUUUGUUUCCAAACAAUUGGUUUAUUGAUCAUUACAGAAUGCCUCCCUGGUGCUUCCUGCUCCCUCCCCUCUUCCCAAACGUGAUUCCCCUCUCCCUGCCCCCUUCCCAUUCUCAGUCCACAAUAGAGACCCAGAUCAGAAUCAGGUUUAUCAUCACUCACAUCUGUCGUGAAAUUUGUCUUUUUUGUGGCAGCAGUACAGUGCAAUACAUCAAAUUACUACAGUUCUGAGCAGAAGUCUUUUGGCACCCUGGCCAUAUAUAUAUGCCUCAAGAUUUGUGCAGGAUACUGUAGUUGGUUUAUGGGUAUCUCUCUGCUCCAGAAGUGACUGUGCAAUUUUGUAAGGUCUAUAAAUGACAAUGCUUUAUGCAACCCGUGUUGAGUGUGACUGCAUGGUGUGUGAGUGCAUGUCGCAGACCGUUAAAGUGUGCGCAAGCUCACUAUAAAAGUGUUUCUUCUAUCUGUGUGUGCAUGUGUAUCGGAUCUAUAUGUGACUGUUUUGCAUUUUGCCUGUAAGCGAUUGUAUUGUACAUUGUCAAUGAAUAAUUGGAACACGUGUUCUCUGUAAGUAAUUAUGUUGUGUUUCUGCAGAGGAUUAAAAUAAUAUUG
Mobula hypostoma (lesser devil ray) is the source of this 2824-nucleotide messenger RNA. RefSeq names its product prostaglandin I2 receptor (gene ptgir). The coding region runs from base 218 to 1246 and encodes 342 amino acids. Gene Ontology annotation, biological process: adenylate cyclase-activating G protein-coupled receptor signaling pathway; positive regulation of cytosolic calcium ion concentration; inflammatory response. The record is from RefSeq and is a predicted model, not a curated record. Gene Ontology annotation, molecular function: prostacyclin receptor activity. NCBI's taxonomy places the organism in Eukaryota, Metazoa, Chordata, Chondrichthyes, Myliobatiformes, Myliobatidae. Gene Ontology annotation, cellular component: plasma membrane. The transcript is spliced from 2 exons.